This is a messenger RNA of Schistocerca serialis cubense, 1906 nucleotides long. Its product is annotated as sodium/potassium-transporting ATPase subunit beta-2-like. Bases 101 to 1114 code for a protein of 337 amino acids. Gene Ontology annotation, cellular component: sodium:potassium-exchanging ATPase complex. The transcript is spliced from 7 exons. Gene Ontology annotation, molecular function: ATPase activator activity. NCBI's taxonomy places the organism in Eukaryota, Metazoa, Arthropoda, Insecta, Orthoptera, Acrididae. Gene Ontology annotation, biological process: sodium ion export across plasma membrane; intracellular potassium ion homeostasis; intracellular sodium ion homeostasis. The record is from RefSeq and is a predicted model, not a curated record.
UAUGCGCAACGGUUCUUGCUCCAGUCAGCGUAGGGCGAGGGAGCGGUGAGGUAGAGGUGUGCCGAACUUGCGAGCGUGCCUGUUCCGAGCCCCAGUGCAGAUGUCAUCGCGGCCCAUGAUGCAGCAACAAACCAAAAUGCCGUACCAGCUGCGCGACUUCGAAGACGGUCCGGACGGCUACGAGAUCGGAGGCUUCAGGAGACCGCCGGAACUCAGUGGCCAGGAGAAAUUUCAGAGAUUCUUCUACAACAGAGACGAGGGCACCGUUCUGGGCAGAGGAGGUCGCAGCUGGGCUAAAAUUGGGCUCUUCUACUUCAUAUUCUACACGUGCCUUGCUGCCCUCUUUGCCAUCUGUCUGUGGGUAUUUUAUCAGACAUUGGAUCCUAGAAUACCGAGAUGGACUCAAUCAAGUUCUCUGAUUGGAACAUCACCAGGUCUUGGAUUCCGCCCUAUGCCACCAGAAGAAAAUGUGGAGAGUACAUUAAUUUGGUACAAAGGUACUCAGAAAGUUAAUUUCCAACACUGGACAGACAGCUUGGAUAAAUUUUUAGAAGUAUACAAAACCCCAGGUCUCACACCAGGACGUGGACAGAACAUAUAUAACUGUGAUUAUGACAAGCCACCUGGUCCUGGUCAGGUUUGUGAUGUUGACAUAAAAACCUGGGACCCAUGCACUCACGAGAACAUGUACAACUAUCAUAAAGCAGCUCCAUGCAUAUUUGUAAAAUUGAACAAGAUAUAUGGUUGGGUACCAGAGUAUUACAAUGACACGAACAAUCUCCCUGAAGAUAUGCCUGAAGAUCUGAAAGAUCAUAUUCGUUCAAUCACGGUUCCUGAAAAGAGGAAUACAGUGUGGAUAUCUUGUGAAGGAGAGAAUCCUGCAGACAUUGAAAACAUCGGUCCUCUGAAGUACAUACCAGAUCGUGGGUUUCCUGGAUACUUCUAUCCGUAUGAGAAUUCUGAAGGAUAUCUCAGUCCACUGGUUGCUAUCAAUUUUGAAAGACCCAAAGGUGGAAUACUCAUUAAUAUUGAGUGCAAAGCUUGGGCAAAAAAUAUAAAACAUAAUAGACAGUACAGAAUUGGCAUGGUACAUCUUGAACUUAUGAUUGAUUAGUAACACAAUUCAAUGAAACAAUGUAAUUCUGCAGAUUUGACCAUGGCAAGCUGAACACCAGUUGUAGUAGAAGUGAUACGGAUAUGCUGUAAUUCAACUAUCUGAUGUUUGACUGAGAACAUAUUUGUGUUUUGAACAUAUUUUUGGAGCUGAUUGUCCAGAUUAGACUAUGUAGGAUUAGCAAUUGGUGUUGUAAGAGUGUACAGUACAGUGCUGUGUAGUGGAGUGUAUCAGCUGAAACAUGAACUGCAGUAGUUUUGAGUGUCACCAUUUUGUCUUUACUGCACAGCCAACAAAUUCCCAACAAUCCUAGUCAACUUGGUUAUAUAAUGGUGUGCCUUAAUUCAAAAAUUUCUGGGGAAUUUGAAAAUUUAUGGUAUUUCAUGUGUAUAUUGUCAUAUGCCACAUUCAUUUUCAUUAAGAUAUUUUACUUCUAAUUCUUCAGAAUAUAUUGUUGUAAUUUAGUAAUUUAUCAUCUUUGUUGUUGCAAUUCUUUCUUAAAGUCUUUGUCACACAAAUCAGUUUUCAGAACUACUGUAAUAUUUUCCAUUCUGCCUUUUGCAUAUGUAUUGCUUGAACAUUGUUGUAACACAACUAUUUGUAUGUUUAAAGAAAAGGCUGCCACCAGCUGUGCAUGCUGUUUCCUGCAGCAUGUAAGAAAACAUGACACACUUUUAGUACCUAUUUCACACAACAGGAAUUUUGGAUAUUUAGGAGAAAGAUCUUUAUUAUUUUCUCAGUUCUGUUUUAACUUGAAGUAGAUCUUAUAUGAAAAUAAAAUAUUUUUUAAUA